AUGCGCGUUAGGUGUUAUUGUGUUACAGUAUUAUUUAAGUUCAUCUACCAAUUAUAGAUUAUAGAUUUGAAGCGCUAAUAAUUGAAUUUUAAAAUAUGAAUAUGUCAUUUAAGAAAAAAUUACCGAGUUCCACCCAGUAAACUUUUGUCAAAAUUCCACACAGAAGAGAAGUAUUGGUCAGCAAAUACUAAAGCCCUCCUCCAGUACUGAUCUUGUUUUAUAAUUAAUUCAUUCUUUAAUACUAUUGUGAAACAAGAGAACAAUAGUUUAUUGAAUUAAACACAUUUGUUCAUAGAUCCCAAGAGGAGGUAUAUAUGAAACGUCACGAUACCAAUAAUAACAGGGAGAUGAAAGACUUGCAGAUUGGAACUGCAGAAAAAGAUGAAGCUAAGAAGCAUCAAUUGGCUCCUAAAAGAAAAUCCAACAAAGAUAGGCACACUAAAGUUGAAGGCAGAGGAAGGAGGAUUCGCAUGCCUGCACUCUGUGCUGCUAGGAUUUUCCAACUCACGCGCGAAUUGGGUCAUAAAUCUGAUGGAGAGACCAUCCAGUGGCUAUUACAGAAAGCGGAGCCCUCCAUAAUUGCUGCAACUGGCCAUGGAACAAUUCCGGCAUCGGCUGGACCCUCUGUUUCGCAACAGGGAAUAGAUGGAAGUAUUAGUAGUUGGCCUAUGGUUGUUGGGAGACCCCAGUUGGGGAUAUGGCCCCCAUCUCCUCCUGACAUCAGUAAUUUGGGAACUGAAAGUCUGCAAAAGAUUUGUUUCCCUGGGUUUGACCUCCCAUCUACCAAUUUGAGUUUUACAUCUAUGUUGGGUGCCACUAACCUAUCUGGAUUGGAGCUCGGAUUAUCACAAGAUGCUCCUAUUGGGGUUAUGAAUUCUCAGUCUUUGAAUCAGAUUUACCAGCAGACGGGGCAGCACCAAAAACCUUCUCCGGAGGAUGAUAAUUCUCAAGGAUCAGGCCACUAGAGCUUUCAUAUAAUUCUGAUUUUGGUGUUGGGUUUUCUUUUUAUCAUUCAUUUUGACCUUUGGAUCCUACCGGAGUGCUGUUUGUUGAAAUAUACAUACAUAUACAACUCUUGUGUAACAUCUGUCAGUGCAAGACACUGAAUUCUGAACGACCCUAAAUUUUGUUAGGCUAAUUCAACAUGAGCCACCUGGUUGUCUGGAUGAAUUCAGACCCUCAAUAUAGGCUUUCUACAUAGAUUCUUGUAUAUACCGGGAACUCAUUUCAUCACUUGCAGGAAAAAAUCUUCAAUUGAAUAGGUCUCUUCAGACUCUUUACUGUUGCUAGCUAAACUAGCUUUCUACAGAAGAUCCAUCCUCUAUUCAGUUCAAUGUUCUUGAACUUCUACCUUCAGUGAAAAAGAUCGGUGCUUUUCAGAGAUUAAUUCUUAUUCAACAGUUUGUCCAUCAAAGUCAGCCUUUCAUUUAUAACCCUUUGCUUCAUAACCCAACCAUGUUUUUUGAGAAAUGCAUUAUUUUUUUGACAAGAUGUUGACAUUUUCGGUGUUUAAUAAUGUUUCUCUCUAUAUUACAUCGUGUAUUAUUCAUGGAGCUAGUACGCUUGACAUGGGGUGCCAGAUUAAUUAUGAAGUCAGUCAGACGUGCUGGUCCUAGUAGCUUCCUGAAUAAAGAUGUAAGUGUUACUUAAUAGUGUGGCAAAACUUUACUUAGCCUUGUUCCUGUUGAAAGAUUCAUUAGUGUUGAA
This is a messenger RNA of Solanum pennellii, 1707 nucleotides long. RefSeq names its product transcription factor TCP20. Lineage: Eukaryota; Viridiplantae; Streptophyta; Magnoliopsida; Solanales; Solanaceae. The record is from RefSeq and is a predicted model, not a curated record. The transcript has a single exon. Gene Ontology annotation, molecular function: sequence-specific DNA binding; DNA-binding transcription factor activity. The coding region runs from base 315 to 965 and encodes 216 amino acids. Gene Ontology annotation, cellular component: nucleus.